AUGCCGACCCUCUCCUCCUCCAUCAUCAAGCACCCGCUAACCAUCGUCCUCCUCGCCAUCGGAAUAAUGGCCUUCGCAAUGCCGUCCUUCAUCUCGCGCCUUUUCCGCCCGCUCUCGUCCAGCACGCGCAUGGGCAUCACCUCGGACGGUAGCUCUGGCCCCGCACGUGUACAGAUCCCCGAUGGCGCCGAGAAGGCUACCAUCGCGGCCGGCUGCUUCUGGGGCGUUGAGCACAUCUACCGCAAGCACUUUGGCGGAAAGGGGCUGUAUGACGCGCGCGUGGGCUAUGUGGGUGGCGACACGAGUAACCCGACGUACAAGGCCGUGUGCUCGGGGCGGACUGGACACACCGAAGGCCUCCAGAUCCACUACGACCCGGCCAAGAUAACAUACCGCCAGAUCCUCGAGUUCUUCUACCGCAUGCACGACCCGACAACGGUGAACCGCCAGGGGCCCGAUGCCGGGACGCAGUACCGGAGCGGCAUCUACUUCCACAACGAGGAGCAGGAGAAGGUGGCCAAGGAGGUGACGAGGCAGGCCAACGACCAGUGGUACAAGGGCGGCAUCGUCACCGAGAUCGUGCCCGCGGGGCCGUGGUGGGAUGCCGAGGAUUACCACCAGCUCUACUUGAACAAGAACCCCUGGGGCUACGAGUGUCCUAGCCAUUACCUGAGGCCGUUUGAGCCGUUGCAGUGA
Molecule: messenger RNA, 696 nt
Organism: Anthostomella pinea
Lineage: Eukaryota; Fungi; Ascomycota; Sordariomycetes; Xylariales; Xylariaceae
Source: the annotation of a GenBank genome assembly